AAAAGUAUCUUUUAGUGGGUGCCAAGGUAGUACGGGGCUUCUGAGGUGCAGAGGGCUAUGCUGGAGAUCGGAGUUCCAGAAGAAAUAAAAUAAAAAAAAUAAAUAAAUAAUGAAAGAAGAAAUAGCUGCCACUGUCUUUUUCUUCACUCGACUUGCCAAAAAGCAUGACCAGCUGGGACGGAAAGACCUGGAGAGAUUUGCUAUCCAACUAACGGCACUCUUGUUUGAAAAGUACAAGGGUCACUGGUACCCAGAAUCCCCCAACAGAGGACAGGCAUACAGGUGUAUAAGAAUGAAUAAGCAACAAAUUAGAGACCCUUUGUUGGAGCGUGCAUGUUUGGAAAGCAGGGUGGACUAUGAAGCCCUGGGACUGCCAAGGGAGAUCACAGUGUGGGUUGACCCUCGUGAAGUAUGCUGUCGUUAUGGAGAAAAGAACCGACCCAUGAGUGUGGCUCUGCUUGAGGGAAAGGAUGAAGACCGUGAAAUCUCCAAACGUAUUGCUAUUGCUGUGGAGAAAGCUACCUCUGAUUAUUACUCUGGAACAUCCUCUGAUGACGAGGGCAGUGUCGGUAGCAGUAGUACCAGUAGUCAGGAGGUGAACAGCAUCCCAACUGUCAGUAAUCCAAAUAGUGUUUACCAGUUUGCUGACCUUGCUGUGCAAUCCGUACCUUCCUGGAGCCAUUAUAAACGAAAGGCUUACCCUGAAACAUAUCAUCACCAGCCAGCGGUUAACAGUUGCUACCUUCCAUACAGGACUUACAAGCCUUCUGCUGCUUUUUCAGGGCCCCGUGUUGAUCGCUAUCACUGGGUCAGUAAGAAGCGGUGCUAGCAGGGACUUGAACUUGCUUCAUUUUUUUUUUCUUUUUCUUUUAGAGCUCUUAAUGACUUUUUAUCUUAUGCUGUUAAA
This is a messenger RNA of Polypterus senegalus (gray bichir), 907 nucleotides long. It is a transcript of the gene btg4, whose product is annotated as B-cell translocation gene 4. Gene Ontology annotation, cellular component: cytoplasm; nucleus. The transcript has 5 exons. Lineage: Eukaryota; Metazoa; Chordata; Cladistia; Polypteriformes; Polypteridae. Bases 110 to 829 code for a protein of 239 amino acids. Gene Ontology annotation, biological process: negative regulation of cell population proliferation; negative regulation of mitotic cell cycle. The record is from RefSeq and is a predicted model, not a curated record.